AUGGACAGAUCAAUAACUGUCCUAUUCGGUUCAGAGACUGGGAAUGCACAAGAUUUUGCAGAAACGCUGACGAGGAGUUUGGAAAGACUACAUUUCAAAGUUCAUUUAUCUUCUUUAGAUGAUUAUGAUUUGAAAAAUUUAUUAUCAGUUAGAUUAUUAAUUAUUUUUUGUUCAACAACUGGUCAAGGUGAAUUCCCUAAAAAUUCAAGAAAGUUUUGGAAAUUUAUGCUCAAGAGGAAACUACCCAAUGAUUUAUUAAAUCAUUUAUAUUUUACAACUUUUGGUCUUGGUGAUUCUUCUUAUCCAAAAUUUAAUUGGGCUGUUAAAAAAUUACAUAAUAGAAUUUUACAAUUAGGUGGUGUGGAAUUUAGUAAAAGAGCUGAAAGUGAUGAACAAAGUUCUCAAGGUGCUGAUGGUUAUUAUAUUGAAUUUCAAAAUUUACUUUUGAAAAAUUUAAAUGAAAAAUUCCCAUUACCUUUAGGUCAAACUCCAGUACCUGAUGAUGUUAAAUUACCACCAAAAUUUCAAAUAUCAAUUGAUUUGAAAAAACCUAAAAGGAAAACUGAUACUUUGAUAAAAGAAAUUGCAUUAACAAGAAAUGAUCCAAAUUUAAGAAUUGGAACAGUAGAGAAAAACAUUAGAAUUACUUCAGAUGAUCAUUUCCAAGAUGUUAGACAUUUUUCAAUAUUAGAUAAAACCCAACAAUUAAAUUAUCAACCAGGUGAUACUAUAUCUUUAUUCCCAACUAAUGACCCUAAAGAAGUUGAUUCUUUAUUAGAAAUUCAAGGCUGGACAGAAAUUGCUGAUAGAAGAAUCUUAAUUGAAGAACCUUACCCAUUAAUUGAUGGUUCUUUCAUCAAAACACCUACAUUAAGAUCAUUAUUUACACAUCAUUUAGACUUGAGAUCCAUACCAAGAAGAUCAUUUUUCGCCCUUUUAUAUCAUUUUGCAUCUGAUGAAAGAGAACGAGAAAAAUUAAAAGAAUUUAGUUCUUAUAAAGAUCCUGAAGAAUUAUAUAAUUAUGCAAAUAGACCAAGAAGAUCUAUCUUAGAGACUAUACAAGAAUUUUUUUCGGUUAAAAUACCAUUAGAAUAUAUUUUGGAUUUAUUCCCAUUAAUUAAACCAAGAUUAUUUUCCAUUGCAUCUUCACCAAAUUCUUCAAAAGUUGAAUUAACUAUCGCUGUGGUGCAAUAUAAAACAAUGAUUAGAAGAAUUAGAAAAGGUUUAUGUACAUCCUGGUUGAAAAACUUAAAAGAAGGUGAUGAAAUAAUUUUUAGAAUUGAUAGAAAUAAUUUAAAAUUACCAAAACCUGAAGUUCCAAUAAUAAUGAUUGCACCAGGUACUGGUAUUGCACCAAUGAGAUCAUUAAUUCAUCAAAGAGUUUUCGAUUUUAAUGCUAAUAAAAAUCAAUUAUAUUUAUUUUUGGGUAAUAGAUAUCAUAACAAGGAUUUCCUUUAUGGUGAAGAAUGGAAAGAAUUAGAAAAAAAAGAAAGAUUAACUCUAUUCACUGCUUUUUCAAGAGAAAAUGGUGGUUAUGUUCAAGAUCAAUUAUAUUUACAAUCUGAAUUAAUUACAGAAUUAUUAACUCAUGGUAAUGCGGUUAUUUAUAUUUGUGGAUCUUCGGGUAAAAUGCCAAAUCAAGUUCGUAUGACUUUUGAAACUAUCUUGGAGGAAACUAAAGGAUUAAGUAAAAAUCAAGCAAAACAAUAUUUAUUAGAAUUAGAAGCAAAUAAUAGAUAUCUACAAGAAACUUGGUGA
Molecule: messenger RNA, 1758 nt
Organism: Hansenula ciferrii
Lineage: Eukaryota; Fungi; Ascomycota; Saccharomycetes; Phaffomycetales; Wickerhamomycetaceae
Gene: TAH18
Product: NAPDH-dependent diflavin reductase
Exons: 1
Coding region: 1-1758 (585 amino acids)
Cellular component (GO): cytosol
Molecular function (GO): FMN binding; NADPH-hemoprotein reductase activity; flavin adenine dinucleotide binding
Source: RefSeq, a predicted model, not a curated record